AUGGAUGAUUUUAAAUCUACGCUUAUUGAGGUGAGACAAGUAAAAGAAUUGAUCAUUGACGAAUAUUCUUUGGAAUUAUUCAAAUUAAAUUGCGUUGCCUGUUUAUUCCCCUAUGUAUUUAUUGCUUCUAGGAAAAGUAUAAUAAUUUAUCGGAAUGGAAAAAACUCUUCUCUCGAAUAUUUGCACACCAUCAAGGUUGCACAAGAAAUUAAUUUUAUUCGGAAUUGUCAUAACAAAAUAUUUUUUGUAGGUGAAGAGGGUAUGACCAUGAUGAUUCUAAAACAAGAAAACGAUUUGAAUGAGUUUCAUGAAGCAACGCCAAUAGCUGAGAAAAAAAACCAGCAAGAUUUGAAUAUAGAACAAUAUGGAUUGAAAUUAAUUAAUCUAUAUCAAAAUAGUCAUGAAUCGACAUGGUCUAUUUCCUAUGACGACCAGAGUGGUAUUUUUGUUGUUGGAGAUAAUUCUCAUGUCAUCAAAGUUCACUCACCGGACUGUAAAGAAAAAGAACCCUUUACAUUGGAGGGUCAUUCUCAUAACUUACCCUGCCUUCAUUUAUUUUCCAAAGACAGAUUAUUAAGCUGCUCGAUUGAUAAAAGUUGUAAAGUAUGGGAUUUAAAAGAAGGAAAGGUGCUGUAUAAUUAUGAUUUUAACGAAUGGUGUUGGAUAGGUGCUCGCUUAAAUUCAAAAAGUUUUUUACAUGCUCCCAAAGACUCAAAUCCAACUGAUAUUUUUCUCAUUGGUACUCAAAGUUAUAUUUAUUUACUGAGUAGCACGAUGGAUACAGUAUUAUACAAAUUAUUUCUGAAACCAAUAAGAGGUUUAAGACUCUUACCAGGUCAUAUUUACGGAGCGCUCGAACGAGUGUCUUUGCUUCAAGUUAUUGAAAAGCACAAUUUAGUUCUACUGGCAAAACAAAAUGACAACAAGAUUCUACUAUUCAGAAUGAUUUAUGAGCAGAACAAGGAAUAUUCUCUCAUGCCUGUGGAUUUACUACCAUCUCUUUCAUUGGAAAAUCAGUGUGUUAUUGGUUUGAGCUACUGUGAAGAACUGGAUCGCAUCUAUGUGUUAUGUCUAGACAAGCAAAUGUAUUGUUAUGAUUUGAGAUUUAAGUUUACUAAUGAGCUUCAUAUGACACAUGCAGACUUGGAGCAAGUAGACGAUAAAAAGGCAUUUCAGGAACGAGUAUUAGAUAACCUUCAUUCUGUUUCACAAGUUGUCAUUUAG
Naegleria lovaniensis is the source of this 1224-nucleotide messenger RNA. RefSeq lists its product as uncharacterized. The transcript has a single exon. The record is from RefSeq and is a predicted model, not a curated record. Bases 1 to 1224 code for a protein of 407 amino acids. Gene Ontology annotation, molecular function: protein binding. NCBI's taxonomy places the organism in Eukaryota, Heterolobosea, Eutetramitea, Acrasida, Naegleriidae.